Telopea speciosissima is the source of this 906-nucleotide messenger RNA. Its product is annotated as ras-related protein RIC2-like. Gene Ontology annotation, cellular component: endosome. Gene Ontology annotation, molecular function: GTP binding; GTPase activity. Lineage: Eukaryota; Viridiplantae; Streptophyta; Magnoliopsida; Proteales; Proteaceae. The record is from RefSeq and is a predicted model, not a curated record. The transcript has 3 exons. Bases 104 to 760 code for a protein of 218 amino acids.
UUUCUCUGAAAAAUGUCAGGCUUUAUUUGAAGAGAAGUCGAGAUUUCUUCUUUGAUGUUAUUUUCUUUCCCUCUCUAUUCUAUCGGCAACGUUUUGUAGAUUGAUGGCUGGGUAUAGAGCUGAAGACGACUAUGAUUAUCUUUUCAAGGUGGUUUUGAUCGGAGAUUCUGGGGUAGGGAAGUCGAAUUUGCUUUCGAGAUUUACUCGGAACGAGUUCAGUUUGGAGUCCAAGUCUACGAUUGGUGUGGAGUUCGCUACCAGGAGCUUGAACGUCGAUGGCAAGGUCAUCAAAGCUCAGAUUUGGGACACGGCGGGCCAAGAGAGGUACCGGGCCAUCACUAGUGCUUACUACCGAGGUGCAGUUGGUGCAUUGCUCGUGUAUGAUGUGACCCGACAUGCAACAUUUGAGAACUGUGAGCGGUGGUUGAAGGAGUUGAGGGACCAUACAGACCCCAAUAUCGUUGUUAUGCUAAUUGGGAACAAGUGUGACCUCCGUCACCUUGUGGCUGCUUCUACUGAGGAUGGUAAAUCCUUUGCCGAGAGGGAGUCUCUGUACUUCAUGGAGACUUCUGCACUGGAAGCAACAAAUGUGGACAAUGCCUUUGCUGAGGUUCUAACCCAGAUCUACCGUAUCGUGAGCAAGAAAGCAGUGGAAGCUGGUGAUGAGGGAGCAGCUUCUUCUGUUCCCAGCAAAGGAGAGAAGAUAAACGUCAAAGAUGAUGUGUCGGCACUGAAGAGAGUUGGAUGCUGCUCAAGCUAAGGUUUAAGAUUCUGAAUGUAUUUGUGUUUAGGAGGGUGUAGUAUGGUGUUUUUGCUACAUCUCUUCCUUCUGUAUACACCAUGGUUAUGUAAGAUUUUCUCAGGGAUACAGAACCAGGAGAAGGUUUUGGGCGGGGGGGGGGGGGG